This is a messenger RNA of Prorocentrum cordatum, 648 nucleotides long. Lineage: Eukaryota; Dinophyceae; Prorocentrales; Prorocentraceae. The record is from the annotation of a GenBank genome assembly.
AGCAGCCGCCUCCCGAGGACGCAGGGGACGGCGAGGGCGAGCUCCUGCCCGGCUGGGAGCAGCUGUGGUCGGACGAGCGCCGCUGCCACUAUUACUGGCACGCCGAGGCGAAGGUUGCGUCCUGGGAGCGCCCGGCGGUCCUGGGGGACAGCGCCCUGGAGGAGAAGGACGGCGCCGAGGAGGCGGGAGAGCCAGAGGAGGCGUGGGCGGAGGGCGGCACCGUGCGGGGGGCCCCGCGCAUGGCCACGCCGAUCACGCCCGUGGCCAGUGUCGGGGCCCGGGCGGAGAUGACCCCGAUCACGCCGGCGGAGCGCAGGACCGGCUUCCAGCGCCCGCCGCCGCCGUCAGCCGUGCCCUCGACGAGCGCCCAGGCUGGACUACAAGCUGGUGCGAUCGGGAAGUCGGCUCCGAGCAAGGGCGGCCAUGGCCGCGCGCAGCCGAGCACGGGCGCGGGCGGCAAGGCCGGCCCGCCCCGGAUCAUUGGCGCGCCGCCAGGGGCCCAGCAAGGCCGGCCAUCGCACGGGCCAUGGCCCGCGGCCAAGCGCCCGCGGUCGUGAGCCGUCGGCGCCGCACGGCGCGCGCCGGGCGCGUGCGCGCGUCGGGCGAUAAAUCGAAGCGUCGGGAUCGAGAUUCCCCAGGCCCCCUCGC